AAUGGUCGCCUUUAGCAAGGUUUUGGCGACAAAUCCAUCGAAAUUUCUUACUCCUAAAAUAUCUGCAGCUCUUAUUUCGACAGCAGCAUGUGGAAUUUUUCUUAUGUGGAGAAAACAGUUGAGAGACCACGAAGAAAGGCGAAAAAGGAUGGAUGCCCGUGAUUUGCACAUAUCACUUGAACAGGUACUGGUUGCUAUUUCAUUGAUAGCUAGGACGUACUGUGAUGUAUGGAUGAUUCACAAUGGGACUGUCAUUGAAAGGUCGAUCAUUGGAGGUGAUUAUUCUGGCUUUAAAGACAACCUGUUGGAAUUUGCAUAUGCUAUGCCGCUGAUAUCAAUUAUUAAUAAUCUGCUAAAGUAUGGUUUAAAUAUGUUGAAACUUAGAUUCAGGAAACGACUUACCUUAUAUCUUACUGAGAAAUAUUUAAGUGGUUUUACAUAUUAUAAGAUGAGCAACUUGGACAAUAGAAUAGCUAAUGCUGACCAGCUAUUAACUCAGGAUGUUGACAAGUUCUGUGCUUGUCUGGCUGAGUUGUAUUCAAAUGUCAGUAAGCCUCUUUUGGACAUUGUCAUCUAUGUACAUAAACUUAGUGGAGCAAUAGGAGUCCAGGGUCCAGCCUAUAUGUUGCUAUACCUUGCAGUAUCUGGUCUUGUUCUCACUAGAAUGCGUCGUCCUGUUGGUAAAAUGACAGUUGAAGAGCAGCAUCUUGARGGAGAAUUCCGUUAUGUCAAUUCAAGAUUGAUUACAAAUAGUGAGGAAAUAGCAUUUUAUCAAGGACAUAUACGAGAGAAAUCCACCAUUGAAUCUACUUUUGGUCGACUGGUGGACCAUCUCAAAGACUUUGUCAAGUUCCGGUUCAGCAUGGGUAUCAUAGAUAACGUAAUUGCUAAAUAUCUUGCUACUGUCUGCGGUUUUUAUGUGGUCAGCAGACCAUUCCUCUCACCUAAAAACACCAAGCUACGAAACAGUGCACACGAUGUUCGAAUGGAGGAUUACUAUCGUAGUGGUCGUAUGCUGGUUAAAAUGGCUGAAGCUAUUGGAAGAUUGGUGCUAGCUGGUCGAGAAAUGACUCGUCUGGCAGGGUUCACUGCAAGAGUAUCAGAACUCAUGAGUGUUCUCAAAGAUCUUAACAAUGGUGUUUAUCAGAGAACACUCAUCGCUAACAAACGUGAGGAUGAAAAUGAUAAAAAAGAAGGGAAGAAAAUCUCAACUGCUGAAUUGACACGUAAGCGUGGUCAAAUAGUAGAGAAGGACCAUUUAAUAAGGUUUGAAAAUGUACCAUUAGUCACACCUAAUGGCGACGUUUUGGUGGAAAAUAUGACAUUUGAGGUUGGCUCUGGUAUGAAUGUGUUCAACUUGGUUAUAUUCUUGAAAGAGAAGGUGGUUGGAAUGCUAUUCAGGAUUGGAUGGAUGUUCUUAGCGGUGGUGAAAAGCAAAGGAUUGCGAUGGCAAGGCUUUUCUAUCAUAAGCCACAGUUCGCUAUCUUGGAUGAGUGUACUAGUGCUGUCAGUGUGGACGUAGAGGGAUUUAUGUAUACGCACUGUAGAGAGAAUGGAUUUGUUUUUCAGUACGUGUUGUACAUGGAUGGGCGUGGUUCGUAUGAGUUUAACACAAUGGAGAAGACAAACAUCGACUUUGGUUCUUAAUGGUCGGUUAAUUUACUCUAAACGUGCCAAUUACUGACCGUAUUGAAUAUACAUAUAUGUCCCAUAUCCCUCACGACCUUCACCAUGAUUAUCRUAAAUAUCUUCAUUAUCGCUAUCACCUUCACUCUGUGUCCAUAAUCAUCUUCAUCAUUAUGCCCCUUACAAUUUAUCAUAUAAAAACUCAUAAACUUCAUAAUACCAAUGCAACAGCAGUUGCGGAACUGCUCGCCGCGGCAUUAGAAGCGUAGUAAGAACGCUCCAUACGAAAAACUCGCGAAUUUUAAAAGACAGUUAUACCCGUCUAAAGAUAAAAAAAUCGUGAAAACAAAAAUAAUUUUAGAAUGAUUAGUUGAAGUAUUUUGAAUACUUUUAUAAUGACUUUAAAUAUAUAGUCAAAAUAGGCAGUGUCUAAUAGAGCGACUGUUGCUGAAUAUGUGACGAGUGACAAGUUAUAAGUUUUAACUCGAUGAUUAAGUUUGCUCUAACAGCCAUUAACCGCGAAAGAAAUCUAUGUCACGUGACAAGUUAUUUAUCGCACACCGUAUCACGUGAUAAGACACAUAGCUUAGUCCUCAAACAUUAUGGAACUGGAAUUKUAGUAAAAUCUAAGAGUUACCAUAACCGUAGUCAAUGUAGGAUCUCGAGGUACAUUUUAAAAUUCCGUUUUUGCUCASACAAGCCUGCAGUUAAUAAUAUAGCGAAGAAAUGGCGUGCUGGCACGCUUGGACUGCAUGAUUUCACUUCUUAAAAUUGUAUGUAUUGUUUUAAAGUGUUUCUAGCAUGGUUAUUUCGAUUUUGCACUCUUAAAUUAAAUUAUGAAUCAUUUCAGAAUA
Messenger RNA from Exaiptasia diaphana, 2480 nucleotides. Its product is annotated as ATP-binding cassette sub-family D member 3. NCBI's taxonomy places the organism in Eukaryota, Metazoa, Cnidaria, Anthozoa, Actiniaria, Aiptasiidae. Gene Ontology annotation, biological process: fatty acid beta-oxidation; peroxisome organization; long-chain fatty acid import into peroxisome. The record is from RefSeq and is a predicted model, not a curated record. Gene Ontology annotation, molecular function: ATP hydrolysis activity; ABC-type transporter activity; long-chain fatty acid transmembrane transporter activity. Gene Ontology annotation, cellular component: peroxisomal membrane.